UCAGGUGCUUGUGUAGCUGGCCCCCAGAGCAGGACAGGGGGAGGAUAUUGAACAACUCAAGCAUCAGUUCAAGGGCUUAAUUCAAGCAAAUUAAUGGCAAGAGAUGGAGGGGCUGGUGAAAGAAACAAGAAACCCCGAGAGAGACAUGAAUGCUAUCAGAGAUUCUUGUUGUAUGUAGAGAUUAGAACACAAGCAGAAAUAUAGAACAGUGACAGAUUUCUGAAGCAGAGGAGUAGACACAGAACAGAUGCAGUUACCCAGAAUACUGAUUAAGAUGUGAAGGGGAAUAUAAGAAAAGAUACAGAAUAUAGGUAGAAACAUUGAGCACACUCAGGUACAUUGUCAAGGACUCAGACCCAUCCUUGGUUCUGGAGUCCAAAACCUCAGGCCAUUUUCUUUUUAGGACAAUCAGAGAUAUGGGAAACAGAUGAAGAUGAAGAAUACCAGCAUAGAUGUAGGAUUAAGGAGGGACAUGAGUCACAGGCCAUAGAUAUAGAUAUGAGCUUUAGGGAGAAACAUAGAAUAGAGGAAAUAACAUGGAUUGCUAGUAAAGAUUCAUUGGAUAAAGAAAUACCAGGAGGAAGACAGAGACAUGGUCUAUGGAACACAAGGCAGAAAUAACACCAGUUAACACACAGGAAUGUUAUGUGACAUAAGAUGAAGAAUGAGACACAAAUAUAGAGAAAUAUAGAUGUCAAGGUUGUGGUAGGGAGUAUUUCUGCUUCAUGUGAAUUAAAUUAAAUUGGAUUAGAUGAUCUUUGUGAUCCCUUCCAGUUCUAGGAUUCUACACUUCUAUGAUUAUCUUUUAAAAAACAAAGCAUUAUAUGGGGAGACACGAGGACAGAAACAAUGGGCACACAAGCAGCAAGAGCAGCCACAUGAGAAGAUGAUCAAGAUAACUGCUAAAUUCCUAUCUAGCAAACAUGAAGACAGCCUCUUUUUUUAAAGUACCAAAGGCAAUGAGAUAUACUAGUCUUUGAAAUCAGAAUGCCAACCAUUUAUUUUCUACGGACUUUUUUUGUAGUUAUGGUUUUUGCUUCGAUUUUGUGGUUACUAUCAUUCUAUUGGUUGAAGUUCAUGGAAAAUGAACCCAGAAGAAGAAAGGUAUCCUUGGCUCUGUGCAGAGGACAGAUUGCCAGAGGUUCGAUUACCCCAUUAGAAAAUACCAGAACUUUUAUCAUUGCACCUUAUUUUGAUAGAAGAUUUAGAAAUCUAACCCGAGUGAUCAGCAUCAUUCAUCACAAAGACGUAAAAGAGCUUUACUGCUGGUUUUGCUGCCAAUCUUCUGGCAACAUUUCUGUUAUCAGAGCAGGGAUAGAUGUUCUUGGUGAUAGGUUUGGAUUUCCUUACAGUGCUGCUAAUCUGCUCUGUGAAAUUCCUCAAAACUGUAAUGCCCAGUAUAUGUCAAUUCACUGGGCCAAGCAAGGAAACUUCAACCAAAUGCCAUGGUUUGAAAUAAGAAACCAAGAAACCUGGAACCCGUCUUCUGAAUUCACUGUGUGUAUCUCCCCCCUAUUUGGAAAUUAUAAUAAUGUUUUGCAAUUUAUACAAAGCAUUGAAAUGUAUAAAAUUCUUGGGGUUCAGGAAAUCAUGAUCUACAAAACCAACUGUAGCCAACUGUUGGAAAAAGUCCUGGCAUAUUAUAUCAACGAAGGGACAGUACAAACAAUUUCGUGGCCUAUAACAUCCUUCCUCAAUGUUUCACCUGCCUCACAUUUUUCUAAAAUGAAGGGAGACAUUGGUUACUAUGGACAGCUGACAGCCCUCAAUGACUGCCUCUACCGAAAUAUGUUAAAGAGUAAAUUUGUGUUACUGAAUGACAUUGAUGAAAUCUUACUGCCCAAAGACUUUCUCAACUGGACCACCAUGUUGAGAAAAAUAAAAGCAAGUAGCCCACAUGCUGGUAUUUUCCUGUUUGAGAAUUUUGUCUUUCCAACGUCAAUAUUUACUUCUAAUUCCAAAUACAACAUUUCAUCAUGGAGGGUCUACCCUGGAGUGAACAUCUUGCAACAUGUGUACAGAGAAGUCUACCAACCUUGGAAGUAUAAGCCAAAGAAAAUGAUGGUUUCUCCCUUCAAUGUUAUUCAAAUUUCUGUCCACAGGGUAUUGAGAGGCUUUGGUCCUCAAUUUCAUGUUUCCCCAGACUUAGCUUUCUUUUACCAUUGUAGAUAUGUUCAUCCUAGGGAUAUUUCUCAGAAGCUUCUGGUUAGGGAUCACACAAUCUGGCAGUUUGGUCCAUCCUUAGUAAAAAAGGUUAACCAAGUUGUACAAAAGUUAUUCCCACAAAAUGGGAUAUGAAUGUUAAUCUUAUCAUUCCAAGUUAAAUGAAGUCCAAGUUCUGGAACAGGUCUCAGCAAAGCCAAAGGAAAUUCUAGCUGCUCAAACUACCCAUUGGAUCAAUAACAACCAGACAAAAGAAAUGGUGAAAGCUAUCCAGACUAGACAGUCAAGUCUGAGAAACUUCAGAAAAGAGAUGUCCUAAGAAACUCAGGAAGGUCCUAAGAGCAAGAGAAUGGUCUUAGAAUAGCAAUUCAGAAGAAUAAAUUCUUAUCUACACACAUUGAGAUGGAAAAAUUUUUUAAACUUUUCACUAGUUGGUAAAAAUGUGACCAUUGAGAAAUAUAAAAUCCUGGGAAUCGAUAUUUUUAAAAUUAGUUCCUCAUUUAAUUUACAAAGAAUCUUUUGAAUCAUUGUUUCAAAUUUUCUUUUUCACUAUCAAAAUAAAAAAGAUUUAAAGUCUUUCAAAUAAACAUAU
Molecule: messenger RNA, 2755 nt
Organism: Sarcophilus harrisii (Tasmanian devil)
Lineage: Eukaryota; Metazoa; Chordata; Mammalia; Dasyuromorphia; Dasyuridae
Exons: 2
Coding region: 988-2298 (436 amino acids)
Source: RefSeq, a predicted model, not a curated record